AUGUCCAAGUACUCCAAGUUCUGGCCCAAGGGUGGUCUGCCUGGCAUCCUGCAUCACUACACAGAGACCCUCGUGACAUUCGAAUACACAUCCACUGCAUCCGCCCGCCAACCACACAGCCUCCUCUUCGUCGGCGGCCUAGGCGACGGCCUGGCCUCAACCUCAUACACAGCCGACCUCGUCCGCGCCCUCGCGCCCACAGAAUGGUCCUUCUUCACCAUCAACCUCACCUCGGCCGGCCAGGCCUGGGGCGUGGGCCACCUUGACCGCGACACCAACGAGAUCGCGCAGUGCGUGCGCUACAUCAAGGAGUACAAGGCGGCCAAGUACGGCGCCGGCGACAAGGAGGCCAAGGUCGUCCUGAUGGGCCACUCCACGGGCAGCCAGUGCGUGCUGCACUACCUGUGCCGCCCCAACCCCCACACGGGGGCCGCCCCCUCGUUCGACCCCUACGUCGAGCACGUCGAGCGGCCCCGGCUCGACGGCGCCAUCAUGCAGGCGCCCGUGUCGGACCGCGAGGCCAUCCACUGGGUGCUGGAGCACGGCAUCGGCGACAGGUCGCCCGAGACCUGCCGCGAGGCAUACCACGCCAUGGAGGAGAUCGCCAAGGAGGCCGCGCGCAAGCGCGAGCUGGACGGCGCCAUGCUGCCCCUCGCGCUGACGGACAGGAUCUACCCGCCCAACACCCCGAUCAGCUGCAGGCGGUUCCUCAGCCUCGUCAGCCCGGACAGCCCGGGCUCGCCCGGCGAGGACGACCUGUUCAGCUCUGACCUCGGCGAGGAGCAGCUGGGCAGGACGUUCGGCGCCGUCCACAAGGGCGGGCUGUUGAGGCACAAGCUCAUGGUGCUGCACUCCGGGGCGGACCAGUCUGUGCCGGAUCAUGUUGAUAAGGAGAAGCUGCUUGGUAAAUGGGGCGAUAUCGCGGACCGUAAUGGGGAGUGCCACGUCUGGGACAGAGAGCACAGUGGUGUGAUACCUAAUGCUUCGCACGCCUUGAGCAAUGACGACCAGGCCGAGCCGAGGCAGUGGCUCUGUCGUAGGGUGCUUAGCUACUUGGACACAUCUUUGAAGGUCUAG
Molecule: messenger RNA, 1077 nt
Organism: Diaporthe citri
Lineage: Eukaryota; Fungi; Ascomycota; Sordariomycetes; Diaporthales; Diaporthaceae
Exons: 2
Coding region: 1-1077 (358 amino acids)
Source: RefSeq, a predicted model, not a curated record